AUGAUAGAACCCACCACCGAGAUCGCGCAUACGAAGCGCGCUUCGCCCGUCGCAUCUGGGGCGCCCAGGCUUGCGCACUCACAAAAGCUAAAGACCAUUGACACGAGCCGGAGGAAGAAGCUUGUACAGUGGCUAUUUGACAACCAGACAAUUGCCCCUCUACUCCUCACACACAUCUGCAUCCCCGCGGCGCGUCCGUACACAUCCAAGUUCAUCAAGCUCUCAUAUCACAACACGACCACCGGCAAGUAUGGCGCUGGUCACGACGACCUCUGCUUUGUCGCAUUUUGCGUGGUUCUCCUCAUUGGCAUUCGGGCCGCGCUGAUGCGCCACGUUCUUGAGCCUCUCGGCCGGCACUGGGGCAUAUCGAAGAAGAAGGAUGUUGCCAGGUUUUCGGAACAGGGCUCGAUGCUCGCAUACUACAGUGUUCUCUGGCCUGUGGGAAUGUACCUUUAUUGCAAGGCGCCAUACUACCUCAACAUGAAGGAGCUCUGGAACAAUUGGCCCCAAAGGGAACUCGACGGGUUAAUGAAGGGAUACAUCAUGGUGCAAUGGGCCUACUGGGUCCAGCAGGUCAUCUCGGUGAACAUCGAGGCUCGGCGCAAGGAUUACUGGGAGAUGAUUGUGCACCACGCAAUCACCAUCUCUCUCAUCGCGGCAUGCUACGCGUAUCACCAAACCCGCGUCGGUCAUCUCAUUUUGGUCUUAAUGGACGUCAUUGAGUUGAUCUUCCCACUAGCCAAGUGCCUCAAAUACAUCGGCUUCACGACUCUCUGCGACGUUAUCUUUGGCGUCUUCCUCCUCGUGUGGGUCUGGACGCGCCACGUAUUCUACCUUAUGACCUGCUGGAGCGUCUACUACGACCUACCCCGAUCUCUAAAAGAGCCAUGCUUCCGAGGCGCCCCAGGCAAUAUCGAAGGGUCAUUCUCGGCGCCUACAGAAGGCUGGUCCCACCUCCUCGAGCCGUUCAAGGAUCCCGCGGGCACGGUAUGCUUCACCAACGGCAUUCGAUACGGCUUUUUAACCUUUCUCCUUGCACUUGAGCUUGUCAUCUGCGCGUGGUCAUUCUUCAUUAUUCGUGUCUCGGUGAGAGUGCUCAAGGGGGCUCCCGCCGAGGAUGUUAGAAGCGAUGUCGAUGACGAGGAAGAGGAAGAGGAGAAGAUUGAGUAUGAGGAGAUCGAGGCCAUUGAGGAGGAUGUUGGCGUGGAGUCUAUUGACUUGAAGGCUUGGGACAGGUCCCCUUCCCGGAAGGAGUCUUCGAGCUCUAGGGUGAGUGGCGUGAGGACGCACAGUGGCCGGAAGGAGUUGCUCAACAGAAUUGGAUGCGAGAAACAGAUUGAUUGA
This is a messenger RNA of Colletotrichum fioriniae, 1344 nucleotides long. RefSeq names its product Sphingosine N-acyltransferase lag1. The record is from RefSeq and is a predicted model, not a curated record. Lineage: Eukaryota; Fungi; Ascomycota; Sordariomycetes; Glomerellales; Glomerellaceae.